UCUCGCUCUGUCUCUCUAGCUGCAUCACUCAGGACUGUAAAGCUGUAGCUACUAUUACUGUUAACCAUAACGGUGUGUGUACUCUACUGUCCUGUGGACUCUUGGAUAUUAUUGCAGACUACGUCUUCAGAGAUACUCUACCAGAGAAUAACUAUGGCUCUAUCACUGAACUCCAUCCUGUCUCUCACCAUCAUCACACUCUGUGUGCUCCUGCAGGAGGGUUUUGGGCUACCUGUAUCCAGCCAGCCUGAGCUCCCUGCCCAGUCCCCAUCCCAGAACAGCCCACACCACACCAGGGUUAAACGAUGCUCCUGCAAUAACUGGCUGGACAAUGAAUGCAUCUACUUCUGUCACCUGGACAUCAUUUGGGUCAACACUCCCAAUAAGGUCAUCCCCUACGGUCUUGGAAGCCCCCUGUCCCGACGUCGGCGCUCUACCGGGCGAUGUGAAUGUGCCCACCCAGCCGACAGGACCUGCUCCGGAUUCUGCCACAACAGCUCAGAGAACCCCAGAUUCGUAGUGGUAGGCCCCUCAGACCAGAUCCUGGAACAGACUGUUAGCAGUCCAGACACAACCAGCAACGAUCUACUGACCUCUCUCAGAAACAUGGUCCGAUCCAACAUGGUUGCCAUUGAGCAGGCUGCUCCCUCCAGGAAGAAGAACGCAUCCAGAGCCAACAGACUGAACAUUGGGUAGAUGAGGAGGAGGGAGGAAGGGGAGCUGAAAGAGGAGCUUGAAGAGCUCCAGAGCAUCCGAACAAAGACCUCCUAGAGGAAACUAGGGAGUCCUCCCCAGGGAAGACAUAGAAGAGAGGUCCUGAGAGGAGAGACCCUGAGAAGAGGGCAAAGAUGGAACACUGCCUACUGGCUGCCCACUGAUUGUUGUAUACCAUACAGUGGACUGGAUAUGGCCAUUAUCUGGAUAUGAGUCUUGGACUAAUUUGGCUAAGACUCUGGUUUAGAAGACUAGGGAGGAUCAAGUGUGUCCACUGUGAACUGUGACAGUCUGGACUAGGAUAGUUACUGACUGUGUGCUGGGCAUGGGUUGUCAUCAUGUCCCAAACAUUAAUACACUUUCUGUGUCUGAGCACCUGAAAUGCAAGCCAAGGCAUUCUGGAGUGAUGUUAGCCUAUGUUUAAUUUACAGGCUUACUUCAUUAGUACUUUGGAAAUAUUGACCACUAUUUUCAUUUGGAUUUUGAUCCUUACUUUACCUGUCACAUGACAUCUACUAUAUCAUAGAAUAACAAAAUACAUAAAGAUUGUUCCUCUGUAUCAGAGAUGUAUUGCCAGUUUAUAGUGAUUGCCAUGCAUGCAUUUAAAUUCCUUGAAAUACUUUUGGCACAUGAAGGACAUUACUUUAAGGGACAGGGAAUUAAUACACACACAGCCUUCCUGUAGCAGCAGAUAAAAGCAGGUCUAUUGUGAUGGCGGGAGUAUUUAUUGCAUAGCCACCGUUGAAUGUUUUGAUUGUAGACAGAGCCAAGGCAGCAGAUUUCAAUGGGUCUGCUCCUUGCCAAAUAUGCAGUGACUGUUUUUCUGCUUUCAACAAAUGUCCAUGUUAUUACACAUUAGGAACUUAUGACACUGCACUUCUGUUCUAAUGCCUUCAAAGGAAUGUGUUUUUAUGUCCAGUAGACUGUAGAUGGGUUGGGCUGAUAGCUGUACUCCAGCCACUGUCUGACCAUUAAGGCAUUUACUGUAAACACUACAUCAGUCUUCCACUGAUUUUGAAGUCCAAUAUCACAAUGCUGUAAAUUUAUGAUAUGAUUAUUUAUUUAUCGUUUGUGUGUUGUUUAGGAAUUAGUGUAUCAAAAUGCUGGACUGUGCUUUUGUUUUAUGGACUGUUAUCUCUAGAAGGACAAUUCCUCCUCAGUAGUCUAUUUAGCAGUCAAGGAAACUGUAGGAAGUUGAAAGAAAUGUUUACUUAUGAAUUGUUCUAUUCCAAGCUAUUCACAUUAUCUACUGUACAUGUACAAAACUCUCCAAUUAUUUAUUUAACUUAUUUUUGGGAUAUAUUUAUAUAUUUGUGUUUUGUGAGUUUAUCAAUUUUAAUAUG
Molecule: messenger RNA, 2057 nt
Organism: Coregonus clupeaformis (lake whitefish)
Lineage: Eukaryota; Metazoa; Chordata; Actinopteri; Salmoniformes; Salmonidae
Product: endothelin-2
Exons: 4
Coding region: 154-696 (180 amino acids)
Biological process (GO): regulation of systemic arterial blood pressure by endothelin; vein smooth muscle contraction; intracellular calcium ion homeostasis
Cellular component (GO): extracellular region
Molecular function (GO): endothelin B receptor binding; hormone activity
Source: RefSeq, a predicted model, not a curated record